This is a messenger RNA of Cataglyphis hispanica, 1484 nucleotides long. It is a transcript of the gene Ggamma30A, whose product is annotated as guanine nucleotide-binding protein subunit gamma-e. The coding region runs from base 308 to 526 and encodes 72 amino acids. The transcript is spliced from 4 exons. NCBI's taxonomy places the organism in Eukaryota, Metazoa, Arthropoda, Insecta, Hymenoptera, Formicidae. Gene Ontology annotation, molecular function: G-protein beta-subunit binding. Gene Ontology annotation, biological process: sensory perception of taste; phospholipase C-activating G protein-coupled receptor signaling pathway. The record is from RefSeq and is a predicted model, not a curated record. Gene Ontology annotation, cellular component: heterotrimeric G-protein complex.
CGAUUGUAAUUAAUCAUGCUUUCGCGAGUGAGUCAAUCGUAGAUAUAGAUUAUCUAUAUAUAGAGUCAGUGCCAAAAGCAAACAACAAAGAAUAAAAAAAGAAAGAGAGGAGGAGGAGGCUCGGGGAGGCAUCGGGUGACGGCGGAGCAACCCUUAAGAUAUGAUGUGUUGUGUACUACAACUCCGCUGUUGCGCAUCGUGCCGACGGACCACCCGAUAGGCACUUUCAGCCGUCCUAUUGAUUUUCCCGUGGAAGCGCACGCGCUACUCUGUCCCCGAUUGCGACAAGGGGGGUGCGGCUGUAAUCAUGGAUCCCAGUAUACUCGCCACCAUGGACAAGGACGCACUGAAGAAGCAGAUCGAGAACAUGAAGUACCAGGCGUCCAUGGAACGGUGGCCCUUGUCCAAAAGUAUCGCGGCAAUGCGGGAGUACGUGGAAGAGAAUGAGAAGAAUGACCCUCUGAUACACGCGCCCGACAAGAAGAACAAUCCCUGGGCCGAGAAAGGCAAGUGCAUAAUCAUGUAAUCGGGGCCAACAGCGGAGGAAGAGCAGCGGAAGAAGAAGGAAGCGUGUAUACAAACCGAGAAGAAGAGGAGCCGAUCGUUCAUCCGCGGCAAAGAGAAUCUCAAAGGCAAAGAUUACGAAAAGGAAAAGGGGGAGGUGGAGAAAGAAAUGCCGGUAGACAUCCGCUGUGGUUCGAUCGCGGAUUUAUACGACCGGCCGCCGAAAUAAGAACGUGAUUAUGAAUUUAUCUCGACCUCGUAGUCGAUUCGUUAAUCGAAAAUCGGACUUUGGCGAAUCGUUUACCGGACCGUUCCUUCGGGACUGCUUUUCCAUCGCGCGGCGUGCGGCUGUGACGCUAAUUCUCGAUUCGUGUCGUUCUACGAGGUGUAUUAUCUCUCCCUAAUCGUGCCAUAAUUCGUAACAUGAUUGCUGUUUGUAAAGAUAUUUUGAGGUAGUCUCGAAGUCUGUGCAUCAUCGAUCGGCACGUGGACGCAGAUGAAAAAAAGGAAAGGAAAACGAAGAAAACAAUCCGAUUACUCGAUCGUAUCGUUAUUCAAUUUUUCGAAAUGGUCGCGAUAAAAUUCGUGUCAAAUUUAAUCAGUCUUAUAUUCGCGUAAAGAAUCGAAGAAGAAUAAAGGCAAGAAAUGAAAAAAAAAAAAGAGAAAAGGAAAUCGAAAAAUUUAUAUAUACUUUCACCUGGUGGAAGCUGUCGUCUGGAUCGAUCGACAUCGAAUCAAUCGCCGCAUGCCACGUGACGUCGCGUUGCACAUCUCACUCGCCGAUGCACUUGCCGUGUAAAACUCUCCCCAUUCACUGACGAUCUAUCAUAAAUGCAAUUUUCUCUAAUGUUACAUAUACAUAUAUACUAUACAUGACGCAUACAGUUAUUAUUAUGAUAAUUAUAAUUACUCUUGUAUAUGUAUCACUGCGCGAAUUUCUUACCGAAAAUAUAUAAUAUGACCAGCGACUGAAAUUCAAA